Messenger RNA from Rhodamnia argentea, 1270 nucleotides. Its product is annotated as E3 ubiquitin-protein ligase SGR9, amyloplastic. The record is from RefSeq and is a predicted model, not a curated record. Gene Ontology annotation, cellular component: cytoplasm. Gene Ontology annotation, molecular function: ubiquitin protein ligase activity. The transcript has a single exon. Bases 186 to 1085 code for a protein of 299 amino acids. NCBI's taxonomy places the organism in Eukaryota, Viridiplantae, Streptophyta, Magnoliopsida, Myrtales, Myrtaceae. Gene Ontology annotation, biological process: protein ubiquitination.
CAAGACCGUGCGUCAAUAUUUAUCUGAGUAAUGUAAUUUUUUAAUGAAAGGAGUAUGUUUGGCACAAAAUUGGCGAACACAUAUAAAAGGGCACAUACAUUCACUCUGUCACCCACAUAUUCUCAAUCCUUCCCAGUCCACGCUUACCCCCGCAGCAAAAGCUCACGAUCCAAUACACUUCGACGAUGGAGCCCGCCGAAGAAGAUCAUCAAGCCACGCCCACCUCCACCGUCAUGGCCGCGCUCGCCACCCUCUCUCCGCCCCAACUUUCCGCCCUCACUGGCUCCGUCCUCGCCGACCUACACCGCCACCACCGCCGCGUCUCCGCCCUUCUCUCCUCCCCCUCGCUCUUCUCCCUCGCCCUCCGCCAUCUCCUCUCCCUCCCACUCCCCCUCAAGUCCCUCCUCAUCGCCCGCCACCUCCUCUCCUCCCUCCGCCUCCUCACCCGCCACCUCCCCCUCCCCGCUCUUCCCUCCCACGCUCCGCCCGAGCGCCGCCGCGACCGCGACGCGGCGACCCUGCUCCUCCUCCUUUGUGAGCUCCGCCACCGCGACCCCCGUGCCCUCGAGGAUGCUGCCCCCUCCGGAUGGCGGUCCGUCCUGCAGCAGCAUUGCUCCAAGGACCUCCUCUCGAUCGCCGGGAUCGGUGCCUUCAGCGGCGGGAUCCUAGUCCCCUACGUGGAGAUGGUGGUCCGGUGCCGGACCUUCGUCCGAGCGGUCGAGCGCUGCCUGGAAGCCGGGGAGGGGAGGCCCCAGGUGGCGGCGUCGCCGGCAGCAGUGGUGGCGCUGCCGUCGGUGGAGGCGGCGGGAGGGGGGGAGUGCGCGGUCUGCAGGGAGGGGAUGGAGGGAGGGCGGGACGUGUGCGAGCUGCCGUGCCGGCACUCGUUCCACUGGAUGUGCAUAUUGCCGUGGGUGAGGAAGACGAACACGUGUCCGUGUUGCCGGUUCGAGCUCCCCACGGACGACGUGUUCGCAGAGAUCCGACGGCUCUGGGACGCCCUCACGAAGAUCGGAAGAAGUGGGUCCGACGACGCGAUGUCCACGUGGUCGCCCAGCGAUUGUCGCACGCAUGCGUUCGUAAGGUAGCCGGUUUCGCUUUCAGUACCCAGGGUCGGGUCGGGCUUAUCUCGUCGGAUCAAUUUUUGUGGUGGGCAAGAGAUGCUUUGUAGUUAGUGGUUAAGGUUUGUACACAGAGUACAGCGAAAAUUUGAUGACCCUAGAUGCAGAAAUAAAGGUCCGGAUAGGCCAAUAGGAGUAGAAUAGAUAUUUCG